UCCAUUUCUUUCCAGUUUUCUGCCCUGCGAUAAGCUCGCCGGAGGAGUAGCGCAGCUUUGGACUUCUCCGGCGGGGCAUUUGAUUUCUGGGCAUCCAGUCAAACCCCUUGACGGUGCGAUCACACACCCUCGUCAUCGCCUGCUACAUCUCCACCGUCGAUUCUUUAACACAAAAGCGAUUCCCCAUACAACUUUUGUCAAACUUUCAUGCCGGCCUCCAUAAGAUUUACCACACGCUCCCAACGUAAAACUUCAGAUUUAAAUAGAAGCCAAGCUCAUGAACUUCUUGCAAGGCUUUAAAAGCAAAGUCAUUGUUCCGAAACUCUCUAAUGAGGCAUCGAAGGGAAGGCGAAGCCAGAAGAAGGCGGCAGCUAAGCGGUAGCCACAAGGAGGAAGAAGCAAUCAAGUACUCAGAGACUACUUGUUCAUGCAACUCAUGUGCGGCUGCAGCGCUCGCUGAUAUUAUAGCCGUUAGCUGCUGCCCUUGCGCUGUUUUGAACUUCUUGGCUUUGGCCUUUUUCAAGCUUCCCUGUGCUGCGGGCAGGAGAUGCAUGCGAAUUGUGAAAAGGAGUAGGGGAGCUUUGGAAGAAGUUGGGGGUGCAGUGAAAAGGGAAGGAUUGGAGAAUAAAAAUGUAGAGUUGAGGGUGGAGAGUGUAAUGGGAAUGGAGAUUGGAGAUAUGAUGGAGGAGAGAGCUUGGAAGGAGAUGUAUCAGGUUGGGCAAUGGGGUUUUGGGAGAGUUUCUGUAUCUGGUUCCGAAGCCUAGAGUAGUUAUGUUCAGGAGGAAGAGAAUCUUUUUGCAAAAAAUUGUCAGUUUAUUUAGGGUUUUUUUUACUGGCGUUCGUAUAGAUUAAUGCAAAGCAGGAAAGCUGCAGAUUGUGUGGGCAACGAAGAAAUAUUUUAUGUAAUGGCUUUAUUUAUUUGUGUACUUAUG
This is a messenger RNA of Dendrobium catenatum, 932 nucleotides long. RefSeq lists its product as uncharacterized. Bases 330 to 764 code for a protein of 144 amino acids. The transcript is spliced from 2 exons. The record is from RefSeq and is a predicted model, not a curated record. NCBI's taxonomy places the organism in Eukaryota, Viridiplantae, Streptophyta, Magnoliopsida, Asparagales, Orchidaceae.